CAGUGUGUCUGGUCAUGUGACCUGCAGCGCCGACGUUGUUUCGCUUUGCAGGCAGGAGCACCGAAGUGUCAAAAUGAAUUCAUUUUAUUACAGCUAGACGAUUGCCAGAGCCACGACAGUCCAGUCGCCGAAUCGACCAAUGCGGAUGGGUUUGUUAGUCAACAAUUUUAUCUACAAAUGUGACUCGGGUUAACUAUAUAGUGAUAAACGACAACUCGCAGGCCUCUGUAGUUCCAGCCGACAGGAGCAACAGUGGGCCACGGACCGAGGUUGUGUUGAUGAGACGAAGGGAGGGCUGCAUCAUGGAAGUUGUGCUCUCUGCCACCCAGGGUUCGGUUCGUACAGAAUGUGAUGAAUCGCAAUAGAAUUCUAGAUAUCCACCAAGUCGAACCAUGAACUAGUUUACAUGUGGUGUGUCAACAACAGCUAACAUACUCGGACUGACAGAAUGAACGGCCCUCAGCAGAAUGACGCAAAGAGACAACACUUGCUGGAGCGGCUGCUUGACUCUGUCAAACAGUGCCAAAUCCGCUUUGGAGGAAGAAAGGAGAUCGCCUCAGAUUCCGACAGCAGGGUGAUCUGUUUGUGUGCCCAGUUUGAGGCUGUCCUCCAGCAUGGCCUGAGGAAGACCAGAGGCCUGGCUCUCACUGCUGCUGCCAUAAAGCAAGCCGCAGGCUUCACCAGCAAGACUGAAGCAGAGCUGACGUUCUGGUUCUAUGUGAAGGAGUAUCUGAACCGCCAUGAGCUGCAGCGGUUCUACUCCCUGAGACACAUCUCCUCUGAGUUGGGCCGCGGCCGAGCCUGGCUCCGCUGUGCCCUCAAUGAACACUCACUAGAGCGCUACCUACACACUCUGCUUGCAGACCGCAUGCGUCCCGGCACCUUCUAUGAAGACUGGGCGUUUAUUCUGGAUGAGGAGCGAGCCAGCAUGCUGCCCACCAUGGCUGCAGGACUGAACUCCAUCCUGUUUGCCAUCAACAUCGACAAUAAGGACCUAAAUGGUGUGAUCCGAGCAGGCUCCUCCUCUUCCGUGAGCCACCUCCUGAAGGAGUCCACCCAGGGCAUAGGGAGCUUAUGGAAGGAGUCGACCCAGGGGGUGAGCACUCUGCUCAGGGAGAUCAGCACCGCCACCACUGUGGUGCCAGGCUUCAUCCCCACCCACCGCCCUUACGGCUCCACAGACCCACUGCCUGUCCUGCCCCGCAGCGCCUCCGCAGACUCUGGCCUGAGGAAGGAGCGACGGAGGAAAAAGAAAAUCACCAACAUCAUCUCUUUCAAUGACGACCUGGAUGGGGGAGCAGAGGACGAGGAUGAGGAGGUGGGGGGGAGUACUGCCACUCUCAGGAAGAGCACCACUACUCCUCAGGUCAGUCUGGAGGAGGGCACUGACCCACUGGAGCCCUCCUCCUCCCUCUCGCCUCCCCAGAACGGGAUGCCCGAGCCUGGGAUAGUCAGCUGGGCCGGGUCUCCUCCUUUCUCCAGGGCUCUGCCAGACUCCAAGAUUAUUGAUAAUGAUGAGGAAGAGGAGGUGUACAAGAGCAGACCACAGCUACAGAGCCCCCUCCAUGACAGGGCCAGCACUAACCAAGUGGUGGUGGGGAGCCUAUCCAGUGUGUCCACGUGUAGCCCUCUGCAGGCCAUGACUGAUCAUGACAGUUCAAACAUCCUCAUUCCUGUGGCCUCCAGCCACUCCUACUCUCAGCCAGUCGGUUCAGUGGAGGAUACGGUUGCAUUUCCUGUACAGACAGAUUCCACAGGCAACCACGAGACAACCAGAACCCAGCUGCAGUUCAACUUGGAGGCCAGCCCGCCGGGCCAGAAUGCACCUCUCUCCAGUGUCCUUUCCAGUGCCACCCCCGGUCUACCAGAGUCCAUGACAGUGGUGGAGCUCCACCAGGCCAUAGUAGCCAUGAUGAACAGGAAGGAUGAGCUGGAUGAACACAACACGUCCCUGCGUAGCCUGCUGGAUGGGGAGAUGGAGCACUCUGCUGGGCUGAGGCAGGAGACAGACGCCCUGAGGAGACGCCUGGAUGAGCUGGAGGAGAGACACACAGCCAAGGUGCAGGCUCUGGGCAGAGAGAACGAGGUCCUCAAGGUCCAGCUGAAGAAAUACGUGGGGGCUGUUCAGAUGCUGAAGAGAGAGGGGAGCCAGGGCAAUGACACCGCUCUCCCCAUGGUGAGGAACUGUGAUGGUUCUACUCUGGCCCCUCAGAGCAGGUCUAUGGGGGAUGUGGAGGAGCUGGCUGCCAGCUACGAACGCAAACUCAUAGAGGUGGCUGAGAUGCAUGGCGAGUUGAUAGAGUUCAAUGAGCGUCUGUACCGUUCUAUGAUGGCCAAGGACAACCUCAUCAUCCAGAUGAAACAGGAACUCAUCGACCUCAGAGGACCAGUUCCUGGUGACCUGAGCCAGACUUCUGACGACCCCAGCCUAUCAGAUUUUGAGACGGCUCACCGUGCUCUAAUCAAUGUCUGGAUUCCCUCUGUGUUUCUGCAAGGCCGCGCUGCCAACGCUUACCAUGUAUACCAGAUCUAUCCCCUGCUUUCGACGCCCUGAACCAUCAGAUCCUCUUCUCCACCCUUUCAGGGUUGGGCGACUCAGGCUUUGCACACUCUUGGAUUGCAUCCUACCUGGCAUGCCGCUCCUACCAGGUGACAUGGAGAGGAUCUGUGUCUGCACCACAUGCUCUCAAUACUGGUGUCCCCAGGACUCGGUUCUAGGCCCCCUUCUGACACCCAGGCGGCGGCACGCAUCUCUGCGUGCCUUGCAGAUGUCUCAGCUAGAUGUUGGCCCACCACCUCAAGCUCAACCUCGACCAGACAGAGCUGCUCUUCCUCCCGGUGAAGGGCUGCCCGCUCCCAAGAUCUCUCCAUCACGGUUGACAACUCCACGGUGUCCCCCUCCCAAAGUGCAAAGGGCCUUGCGUGACCCUGGACAUCACCUUGUUGUUCUCUGCAAACAUCAAAGCAGUAACUCACUCCUGCAAGUUCAUGCUCUACAUCGUCCGUAGUGUACGACCAUACCUCACACACAGGAAGUGGCGCAGGUCCUAAUCCAAGCACUUGUCAUCUCCCGUUUGGACUACUGCAACUCGCUGUUGGCUGGGCUCCCUGCUUGUGCCAUCAAGCUCCUGCAAUUUAUCAACCUUUCCAAGUUCUCCCAUGUCACCCUGCUCCACCGCACACUCCACUGGCUUCCAGUCAAAGCUCACAUCCACUUCAAGACCAUGGUACUUGCCUACGGAGCAGCAAGAGGAACUGCCUCUCCCUACCUUUAGGCUAUGUUCAAACCCUACACCCCAACUCCAGUACGGCCAGCUGUGGUCUCUUAGCCCUCCCACCCCUAUGGGAGGGCAGCGCCCACUCAGCCCAAAGCUUUUCUCUGACCUGACACCCCAAUGGUGGAACACGUGUCCCCCUGAAGCUAGUACAGCAGAGUCCCUGCCUAUCUUUCGAAAAGGUCUGAAACCCUACUUCUUCAAAGAGUAUCUUAAAUAAUAUUUAUUUUGUUAACCAACACACGCACUUGACCCCACACACUCACCACUAGCACUGACUUUGCUGAUUGCUAUUUUGAAGAAAAAUGUACUUCCUAUGACAGAAGUGGUUGUCCCACCUAGCUAUCUUAAGAUGAAUGCACUAAUGGUAUGUUGCUCUGGAUAGGAGCGUCUGCUAAAUUACUUAAAUGUAAGUGGGAUGUGGGGGGUUUUGAUAUCCACCAUUGUUCCUGUACCCAAGAAAUCGAAGGUAAAUUAACUAAAUGACUGUCACCCAGUAGCGCUCACUUCUAUCAUCAGAGGAGCUAGUUAAGGAUCAUUUGACCUUUUUUUAAAUUUAACUAGGCAAGUCAGGUAAGAACAAAUUCUUAUUUACAAUGAUGACCUAUGAACAGUGGGUUAACUGUCU
Molecule: messenger RNA, 3903 nt
Organism: Oncorhynchus mykiss (rainbow trout)
Lineage: Eukaryota; Metazoa; Chordata; Actinopteri; Salmoniformes; Salmonidae
Product: sorting nexin-29
Molecular function (GO): phosphatidylinositol binding
Source: RefSeq, a predicted model, not a curated record